UGCGCGAAGCACCACUGCAGAGAUCGAAAACCGAUACGUCACGAUUUCCGUUUCCGUCUAUUGGUCUAUUAUCUCAGUUUAUUUGUGUCAGUUUUGGCAUGAGCGGUGCAGCGCUUGCCGUCAACCGAUGAGAUGGAUUUCAGUAGAUUGUCCUAUGAGAUUAUGGGAGAUUAUUUUGCUCUGUGGUCUUUUUCAAGAACGUAUCCUGUUAAACAUGCGGCGAAUUUAAUAUGCGCAGUAGUCGACACAAGACAAGCAGCUCGAUGAAGAGACUACAUUGAACGCGACGCUUUGGUUUCUGCUGUGACAAUCGCGAAAACAAUAGCAGUUUUAUGGAUUUUUGACUGUCAGUGGAAAUACAUAUCCAGUGACAUAAAUAAAGAGUCAUGCGGAAAAGAGAGAGUGUGACAGUAACAUUCAUCUCUAAACAGGCUCGGAGAGGGCGUGCACCUUUUGAAAUACAGGUUAUUGUAUGCAUUAGCCUGUAAUCACACUGUCUGUCUUAAACACUUGAGGUACAUGGAAGCGGACGAAGUAAUCGGCGAGUCCGCCGUGGACUCCAGGGACGAGUGGACACUCCUGGCCUGGACCGCUUUGGCCGUAGCGGUACCCGUGAUUCUUACGCUGUGGUGCAGCGUGCAGCGCUCCAAACGGAAACUGCUAAUAAAGAACAUCUUUCGCAGAAGCAAGCACGGUUGGCACUACACCGACCUUUUCAACAAGCCCACCUACUGCUGCGUCUGCUCCCAGCACAUUAUACAGGGAGCUUUCUGCGACUGCUGCGGCGUGUGCGCCGACGAGCAGUGCCUGCGCCGGGCCGACCGCAGUCUGCCAUGUAAGGAAAUCGUGGCUCCGGCCCAGGCGGAUGGAACCCUGGCGCAUCGCUGGACACGCGGAAACGUUCCACUCUGCAGCUACUGCGCGGUAUGCAAACAACAGUGUGGCACGCAGCCCAAGUUGUGCGACUACAGGUGUGUGUGGUGCCAGACCACGGUGCACGAUGACUGUAAGGCCGGGCUGGGGGAUGGCGGGCACUGUGAUCUGGGCGAGUUCCGCAGCCUCAUUGUUCCACCUCACUACCUGCACCGCGUCAACAAACUACGCCGCACAAACACCGACGAGUACAGCAAGUUGGCGGAAAUCUGCGGGAGUGGCUGGAGCCCUGUGCUGGUCCUGGCCAACACCCGCAGCGGGAACAACAUGGGGGAGGCCCUGCUGGGGGAGUUCCGCUCCCUCCUCAACCCCGUCCAGGUGUUUGACCUGUCGGUGCUGCCGCCAGCUAAGGCCCUGCAGCUGUGCGUGCUCCUGCCCGCCGGGAGUGUGCGUGUGCUCGUCUGCGGAGGGGACGGCACGGUCGGCUGGGUGCUGGACGCCAUCGACACCAUGAAGCUCAAGGGCCAGGAUCAGUUCGCCCCUCAGGUGACCAUCCUGCCUCUGGGAACAGGAAAUGACCUGUCGAACACGCUGGGCUGGGGGGCGGGGUACGCAGGGGAGAUACCCGUGGAGCAGGUGCUGCGGAACAUCAUGGACGCAGAGGUGGUGAAGAUGGACAGGUGGAAAGUACAGAUCGCUUCUAAAGGAUAUUACUUUCGCAAACCCAAGGUUCUGUCCAUGAACAACUAUUUUUCGGUGGGUCCGGACGCCCUGAUGGCGCUGAAUUUCCACACCCAUCGGGAGAAGACCCCAUCGCUCUUCUCCAGCCGGAUCAUCAACAAGGCUGUGUAUUUUUUCUACGGAACCAAAGACUGCUUAGUUCAAGAAUGCAAAGAUCUGGACAAGAGGAUUGAGCUGGAGCUGGACGGGGAGAGGGUGGCCCUGCCCAGUCUGGAGGGCAUCAUCGUGUGUAACAUCCGCUACUGGGGCGGGGGCUGCCGGCUGUGGGAUGGCAUGGGGGACGAGCCCUGCCCCCCCACCAGGCUGGAUGAUGGGCUAUUGGAGGUUCUGGGUGUUUUCGGGUCGUUCCACUGCGCCCAAAUCCAAGUGAAACUGGCCAACCCAGUGCGCCUCGGCCAGGCCCACACGGUCCGGAUGGUGCUGAAGAGCUCGCGCAUGCCCAUGCAGGUGGACGGGGAGCCGUGGGCCCAGGGGCCCUGCACCAUCACCAUCACCCACAAGACCCAGGCGCUGAUGCUGUACCAUAGCGCCGAGCAGACCGACGACGACGACGACUCCAGCAGCACCGACACCGAAGCCGCGCUCAAGCCAGCCGUGCCAAACAGCCACAGCGCCCCCUAGAGUCCCACCCCCAGGCCCCUCCCGCGCCAUCCUGCAUAUGAAGCCGCAUUAGCUCUGCCGAACAUCGCUCGACCCCUUAUCCUCCAGACUCCACACCCCCCCCCCCUUUCUCACACGCCGUCCUUUCCCCAAACACCGCCAAUGGCAUCCCACUGAUAGCUAGCGGGAAUGCAUGCAGACCUGGGUCAAAUCCCUCUUUUUGAAAUACUUUUUACUCUUUCAUUGCCUGUAAAAUUUUGCAGGAAGUUUACUGGUGCCCUAAUAUGUCUGUUAACAUGCAAGCCAGAGAGAUGAAAAUGAGCAGUGGCCUAACCCUUGUGGCCUGAAUGUCUGUUGCCAUGGUAGCAGCGUGUGUGUGCACAUCACGGCCAGCAGAGGGCGAACUCGGACAGCACUGUGGAAACGCAGGUCCUGAAACACGCUCAGAUCGAUGGCCCCAACAAUAAAAAAACUGGUGGUUUUUUUUUCGUCGUAAACAGUUUCACAAGUUAACGUUUUUUGCUGAACUUUUUAGUACCGUUUUGGACUGAGACAAUUAAAUUUAGGAGUUAGAUGUGAGCAUUUUUGUUAAAGGAGAGAAGCCAUCAACAAUCUGGCUAGGUAUGUGUUGGCGUAAGCAUCAAAUCCUUCCAUCACAACAUUAGAUGUGAAGUGAAAUGGGAUGUACCUUACGGUACCUUACCAACCCCAAGUAUGCGGUAGGAAACAUACAGGUAAUCUGAAUGCGUAUGUUAAAUGUUUAAAAGUUUUCCGCAAGGAGGAGGGGGGUUGCGUUGUGGAACUCGUAUAUAUAUGUAUACGUUACGUCUAUGCUCAGUAGAAAAUGAUUAACUUAAUCUUUGAAUUCUUUGUGUAUGAUUUACAUCAGGCCAAAAGUCGCAAUUUGCCGAAUGUUAAAAGAUAACAAGCGGAACUACUGUAGAACACUGGAGAUGAGACUUUUGUUUUAUUUUGUUUUAUUAGGUGAUGGCCAGCGAAGCUGCUCAGUGUUGUGUUUACCGAAUUCCUUGGCGAAUGCACUGGCACGGUCUGGAAUUUCCUUGUUUGUGGACUUAAGAAUUCACACAGAAUCAGUGUUAAUCCACGGAGUUAUCAUACUUCGUCCUCGGUUUUCCAGAGAAUCGUUUACAAGGUCGAUCACAGACAAAAUGGUAACGCACAAAAUUGUGGACCGACAUAGGAAAUCGUGGCAUAUCAAAUUAAUUAAAUAAUAUAGAUAAGUAAAGACAGUAAACAAGGUCAGAGCAAACUGCUGUUGCUGUUUUUUUGUACCAAAAAGCUGUUAUUUUUGCUUCGCAAAAGUCGCCCGGCCACAAAUAUAACUUGGAGCGGAUUGUUAGCCUUAGUAAAGCGGAAUAACAUGACACUUGUUUAUCACUGUAAAUCGUAUAUGGGCCUGGAUUUCUAUCCUCACGCUUAAAUUUUUGUAGUGGAACUUCACAGUUGAUGUUGCCAACUAAUUGUUUUGUCUGCCUAAAAAUAUUUGUGAACUUUAACUGAUCGUAUCUCGGAAUAUUUGUACACUUUAUUCUCGUUACAUUCGUCCUCUCUUAUCCCACUGUAUUAUUUCCAUUAGUCAAACCUUAAAGUUUUUGUUGAACCCUUUUCAAUACACUGUUUUGAAGCACUGGAUGGUUAAAUGUGAAUUUGUUUUGACAGCGCACAAACGAAACCGUUUUUUCAUUGGUCAUCAACAGAAUAUUUUAAUUGCAAUGCAUGUGCCACUGAAAUAUAACCAAUUUUGAGGUAUUGGUUGUCUUAAAUUAACACAAAUGUUGAAAAGAAUUAUAUGAUUUUUCUUUUAACUUGAAAAUAUUAAUCUAAUCCUUUUCAAGAUGUCUUGAAUGAUUCGAUGUUAUAAUUUUUCCGAAUUUACACGAAUGGAAAAAGACACAACAAUUUUGCAGAGAUGAACACUGCAGGGAAAUAAACUGGUACACAUUACACAUUUUAAAAACCCUUCAUAACGUCCCGCCAUUCUACAUGAGCUUAGUUCAACUUCAGGGUUAACGGCAACUAACAUUCGACUGUCCAUUAAAAAUUUCAGAUAUUAAAGUUCCGUUAUGAUAUUUAUAUAGGCGUAAUGUGUGUUGGAGGAAAAUGCAUGGAGAAAUUCGAAAAAAAAAAAAAAAGUAUUCCGUUAAGCAAUGGAGAUGUUGGCUAAUUGAAUGUAACACAAACACGGUUUUGGAAACAAGCCAAUACAUUAAUUGUAUAUAAGAAAUAUUUUCAGAUUGUGUAACUUAUUGCCUACACAAGUACGUUUUCAACAUAUUUUGCGUAAAAUAGAUAUUGAGAUGGUUUACAUGCUAUCAUUUUUGGUUUUGUGACUUAAUAAAGAUCUUAAAAUGUA
Conger conger (European conger) is the source of this 4588-nucleotide messenger RNA. It is a transcript of the gene dgke, whose product is annotated as diacylglycerol kinase, epsilon. The transcript is spliced from 11 exons. The record is from RefSeq and is a predicted model, not a curated record. Gene Ontology annotation, molecular function: ATP-dependent diacylglycerol kinase activity. Lineage: Eukaryota; Metazoa; Chordata; Actinopteri; Anguilliformes; Congridae. Bases 520 to 2235 code for a protein of 571 amino acids.